Molecule: messenger RNA, 940 nt
Organism: Vanessa atalanta (red admiral)
Lineage: Eukaryota; Metazoa; Arthropoda; Insecta; Lepidoptera; Nymphalidae
Exons: 5
Coding region: 285-803 (172 amino acids)
Source: RefSeq, a predicted model, not a curated record
UUUAAUCCUAUAAAUUAAUAAAAACGGACGCAAUACGUAGGAAUGAAAAAUAUUGCGUGUUCUUGAGAUGUCAUCGUUUAUAAAGAAAUGUAUUAUUAGGCUGUAUGGCUACAAACCUUUGCUUAUCCUAAAUAAGGGUAAACAUAAACGAAACAAUACGAAUUUGUAUUGAUUUUCAAAUUUAAGAUAUUUUGAAAUGGAAGCUGUUCAAUACAUUUUAUGGUAUAACUUGUUAUAUUGUAUACCAUUCAAAAUCCAUCCAACUUAAGUGGUACAAAUCUAUAAUGGCCGAAAUACUAAAAUUCACAACAUGGCCUAAACACCAAUAUGUUUUUCACAAAAUUACCAGCGAUGCACUUGUGUUUCAUAUUAAAGGAGAAGAAAAUGCUGCUAUCGGCUUAGCAAAGGAGCCUGGAAGCGACUGUGAAUUAUGGGUUUUCAUAGGAUAUCGCGAGCAAUGUUGGAUAAAGAAAAGCUAUGACAAAUGUAGCCGUGUUUAUAUACCAGAUGUCCUAACCAGAAAUAAAUACAAUAAAUUUUGGAUUACUCUGCGUAAAAAGAGAAUACUUUUGGGUAGAAAUAACGAAUCGAUGCCAAUUCUUACAUUCCACAACAAGGAGCGUAAUUUGUAUUACGUGACUUUUACUGUGCUUGGUGAACGACAAUAUCUAAAAUGGAAAUGUUAUUUGCCACCACUAAUAGAAAACCCACCUCUUAAAAGAAUAACGGGGGGAGAACCACAUUGGGUCAAAGUGGAAAAAAAUAUUCCUGAUAAUGCAUUCAUAGGUACUUUGUGGAUAUGAUUACACAUGGAUGAAAAUGGAUAAAAACAGGAUUCCAUUGGGAGCUAUACCAGGUGGAUAUUAUAAAGAUGGCCAUGAAAUUGUUUAUGUUGGACGUGGUUAUUGCGACACUCUUGUUAUCCCAGGAAAAAUACAUG